Messenger RNA from Recurvomyces mirabilis, 4269 nucleotides. RefSeq lists its product as uncharacterized. Gene Ontology annotation, molecular function: histone H3K9 demethylase activity; histone H3K36 demethylase activity. Lineage: Eukaryota; Fungi; Ascomycota; Dothideomycetes; Mycosphaerellales; Teratosphaeriaceae. Gene Ontology annotation, biological process: regulation of gene expression; chromatin remodeling. The transcript is spliced from 3 exons. The record is from RefSeq and is a predicted model, not a curated record. Bases 1 to 4269 code for a protein of 1422 amino acids. Gene Ontology annotation, cellular component: nucleus; chromatin.
AUGGAGGUCGCUGGCAACACACCGCCUGCAGCAAUGCGGCAGCAACACGAGGCGCUUUCGCCAGCCUCACACGACGGGGUGAAGGCGACGACUGAGCGACCUUCGACCGAUAGCAAGCCCACAAAUGCUCUCACGCCUCCCACGAGUGAAGAGAUGAACCUCCACGACCACCGUCAAGAGAACGAGGAUAGUGAACUGAGUGAUUUGGAUCUGGACGAUGAUGACGAGGAGGACAUCGAGCCGGAUCACUACUGGGAUGGAGGCAAGAUCCCGGUCUUCAAGCCCACAAUGGACCAGUUCCGUGACUUCAAGAAGUUCUGCGACAAGAUUGACAAAUACGGCAUGAAGAGUGGCAUUGUCAAAGUCAUCCCACCUCCAGGGUGGCGUGACUCUUUACCUCAGCUGGACGAGUAUGUCAAGCGCAUUAAGAUAAAGAAUCCGAUCACGCAGGAGUUCAAUGGCGCAUAUGGUGAAUACACCCAGCAGAACGUGGAGAAGCAGCGGUCGUACAAUCUGCCAGAGUGGAAAGCUUUGACCGAGGAGACUCAGUAUCAGCACCCCGCGAAGCGUGGCGAGAGGAGGCGCAACCAAGCGCAAGUCGUUCGUGGAGGUGGUAGCCUGCGUGGUCGUGCAGCGGCUGCAGCAGCAGCUGGCGUUGAAGCUGGAGAUGACAGCCCGAAGCCGAAGAAGAAGCCAGGACGACCUCGUCGCAAUCCUCUGCCAAUUAAUGACACCGAGUCUGGCGAUGAAACUUCUGGGAGUGGUCGUAAGACACGAGGAAAGGUACCUCCGACCCCAGACUCGCCCGCCACCAAGCCAGCGAGGGUCAAGCCAGGGCCAAAGGCUAAGCCUGGUCCUAAAGGCAAAGGUGCUCAAGCAAGGUCGGUCACCUCACGUCGCCUCAACAACACAGCCGAGGCUGCUGAUCACAUCGAUGAGGCGGCUUUCAAGAACUUCGACUACCAUUUGGACGGCCUGGAUGAGUACACUGCGGAGCGAUGUGCCGAGCUUGAGCAACAUUACUGGAAGAGUCUAGCAUUCAACCAGCCCAUGUAUGCCGCUGACAUGCCUGGCUCACUCUUCGACGAAUCUGUGACCAGCUGGAAUGUAGCACAGCUCCCGAACUUACUCGAUGUGCUCGGCACAAAGGUGCCUGGCGUCAACACUGCUUACCUCUACAUGGGAAUGUGGAAAGCCACAUUCGCUUGGCAUUUGGAGGAUGUCGAUCUCUACAGCAUUAACUACAUUCAUUUCGGUGCUCCGAAGCAUUGGUACAGCAUUUCGCAAGAAGAUGCUCGCAAGUUCGAGGGUGCGAUGAAGCAGGUCUGGCCACAAGACGCCAAAAACUGCGACCAGUUCUUACGCCACAAGACUUACCUCAUCUCGCCAGAUGUCCUUCAGAAGCAGUAUGGUGUCAAAGUCAACAAGCUUGUGCACUAUGAGGGAGAGUUCGUCAUCACCUAUCCUUAUGGCUACCACUCUGGUUUCAACCUCGGCUACAACUGUGCUGAAUCCGUCAACUUCGCCACGGAAUCCUGGCUGGACUACGGCCGCAUCGCAAGAAAGUGUAAUUGCGAGGCCGACAAUGUUUGGGUCGAUGUAUCUGAGGUCGAGCGCAAGCUGCGUGGCGAGCCUACACCAGAAUACUACGAGGAGACUGACGAUGAUGAUGACCUCAGCGACGAAGAGGACGGCAAUCUGCCUUCGCCCCCAGCUAGUGUCAAGGGCAAGGCUUCACGUGGGAAGAAGCGCAAGCGCAACAUCAAGGACGAGAAGCCGAAGAAAAAGAAGAAGAUCCGCAUCAGGAUUCGUGCUCCCACACGCGAGCCUUGCGUCAUGUGUCCGAACGACAAUCCAUGGGAGCCACUGCUCACCACCGACACUGCCAAGAAGGCCCAUCGUGCAUGCGCACUCUACACGCCUGAAACCUGGAUCGACAAGGACGACAGUGGCAACGAGAAAAUAUGCGGUGUAUCGACUAUUGAUCGAGCACGGCUGGAGCUCAAGUGCAACUUUUGUCGCUCGAAGCGUGGGGCCUGCUUCCAGUGUUCUUCGAAGAAAUGUACACGUGCUUUCCACGCAUCGUGUGCGGCAGCAGCCGGUGUCCUUGUCGAUGCAGGUCUGGUGCCGACUUUCGGCGAGGAUGGUACAGAGUACUUUGAAGAGGGCUUCGACUUCCGCUGCAAGUACCAUCGGCCGAAGAUGGAUAAGCACAUGAACGUCGAGAAGAUCGAGGCUGACAGCAAGAGGAUUUUUGCCUAUGCGAAGAAGAUCCAAUUCAACGACGUGGUCCAGGUGCAGUAUCUGGGCGCCGAAAUCUUUGCUGGGCUUGUUGUCGAGAACAGGCCAGGCGAGCAGACUGUGAUUGUCGAUGUGCUACCAGAAGGUGAACGUGUUGAAGUGGAAUGGAAGUGGCUUUGCCUCCUCGAUCCUGAUGAUUCUCUACGACCCAAACCAUCCGCGACUGCUCAGCCUAUGCCCGAGGGCAUGAACAAGAAAGCGCUGUCUGUCAACAACCGUCAAGACGGUGUGCCAAACCGGGAUGAUCCUUUCAGCGACAAUCUGAAGUACAAGUGGCACGACUUCUACAACAUGCACACACCUCCUCCAGGCUACACAUCGAAAGCUCUUCAGACACCAGGCAAGCUCAAGGUCGAUGUCAAUCACCCUGACUCGUACUACUUUUACAUGCCGGUGAUCUCGACCGAGGCCAAGUGUUUCUUCACAGACAAGGCUGGCUGCCAGGAGAUUGUUGCCAAGGCUAAUUUCCUGGACCGCGUCGCCUCUCGACCAGUACAGCAAUACAAUGCUCCGCGUCCGCAACAGAUUACUGCUGCUCCAGCCAAGCAGCCUAUUAUGCGUGCUCUACCACAGCUACCACGGCUGGCACAGUAUCCACCAACGACCAUUGGCAAUCCUGCUAAUCGCAUUGAGAAGCCGUACACUUACAAGCCGAAGGAAGCUAGCAGGCCAAAUCUCAUGUGGGGUGUAGACCGCGACGCCUUGCAGACUCAGCGCGAUUUCUUGGCGAGUGCCCAGCAACGUUCGACCGAGCAGUUCAAUCUACCGCAGCCGAAGCCGCAGUACAACUACCAAGGCAGCGAUCCAGCUCGCAAUCAGCCCCUCCGGCCAUUCUCGCGGGAUUACUACUACUCCAGCGAGAUUCUGCCAGCAGCAUUUCCUGGUGAGUACUCCGGCUUCUCGUCGGUCGUGCGGCGUCAGUCCGUAAGCUCACCUAGCCCCUCAGCUCAGGACCAGAGCCCAGCCUACGUGCCGAACUAUCAGUCCGUGAGCCAGCAGAUGAAGCAGAUCCAUGCGCCGACCGUGCCCGCUAUGGCUGGCGCGUCUACCAACCCGUAUGCUUCGGGCAGCAGCAGGCCCACGUCAUCUGCGCAUAGUCACCAGAGCCCACUCGGCGCCCCGCUAACACCUGCGACCACUGCAUCAUUGCCCACCAAUGGUAUCAAGACUCCGCCAGGCUAUCUCGAGAAUUUGCAGAAGUACGGGUACCUUAAGAACAGCUUCUUGCGCAGAUCUGCCUAUGUCUCGCCUUAUGCACCCGAUAGUGGCUUCUCCGAAGUGUAUCAGCCUCUGAAGCUCGAUGAGCAAUCAGUGGAGAGGAAGCAUGCCAGCACGCAUACGCCAAACACAUCAAUGUCAGAUGUCUAUGGCAGGCCAACAAGCCAGCAGUGGACGCCACCUUCACAAGCAUGGCAGUCUAGUGGCUUCGGUGGUCCGAAGCAGGCAUCGCCGCCGCCAAUCCAGCAGUAUCACGGUCCUCAUCCGACCCUUCAACCAGCACAUCCAGCUCGACAAGUCGUGCAGCCCACAUACCAGACACCGCUCGAGUUCCGCAACUCUUUCCAGGUGCACCCAAGCACAGCCAGUAGAGAUGGCGCCCAAGCACGUCUGAUGCGUGAUCAAGGUUACGGGUACGGCUCAUACGCGCCCCAUUAUGCACCUGCACCCCACCGCAACAGCUUUGGUCAACAGUCUGCACCUGCGCCGACAUACGAUACGGCGAAGAUGUCCUGGGACAGUCCAAAGGCGCCAAUACCCAGCCCGCUGUCAGACCCGAACACGCCUGGCAAUCAGAACUGGAACACGUUACCUAGGGCUUAUGGUACGCCGACCGCAAACAUGACAAGUGGACUACCAUCCACCCUGAUGCGGAGGCAAGGCUCGAAUGGCGGGAACGGAAGUGGGAGUCUAGGCUAUGGUCCUAUGCUGCCGCAAAUGCAUGGAAAUGAGACCUUCAGAUACAACUGA